Messenger RNA from Auxenochlorella protothecoides, 1491 nucleotides. RefSeq lists its product as hypothetical. NCBI's taxonomy places the organism in Eukaryota, Viridiplantae, Chlorophyta, Trebouxiophyceae, Chlorellales, Chlorellaceae. The record is from RefSeq and is a predicted model, not a curated record. The transcript is spliced from 9 exons. The coding region runs from base 1 to 1491 and encodes 496 amino acids.
AUGCUUGUAGCAUCCUGCGCAUUAUAUGUCAUGCCGGGGCACUUGCUGGGAUUGCGAUACGGAGUGCGAGUCCCUGUUGCACCUCAUUUGGUCCCACCUCAUGGGUCAUUCUCGCCACCUGCGCAGGGUCUAACUGUGCCCCAAUACGCCUCCGAAAUAGUGCGCAAGUACAUGCGCCAUGAGUUUGCAGGGAAUGAUCAGAAAAACUUAGAGAUCGCGUCCGAGGAGGUGUUUGGUGAGCUGGGGUGGGGGGCAGUUGGUGGGGUAUCCAGGUCAAGGUUCACGAGCCUGCAGGCUUGUGUGAUGCGCUCUUGGGCCAAGCCUCAUCCAUGCCUUUAUCAAACAGUGCUGAUGCAGAAGCUGGUUGUGGCGACCGGCAACAAGUCGGAAGACUCAAAGGCACCCUUCAAGGCCAUUCGUAAUGCCAUCGACCAGACCUACUUCAAUGGGGAUGGUGGCUCCAGCGUGGACGAGCUCUUUGCCCUCUACACCCAGCUGGAGCGCAUUUGCUGGGAUAGGCUGCGACAGGGCCAGGACCCUCAGGGCCCCAGCGCGGUCCUGCAGAUCCUGCGGUACCGGCUCAUUCGCCUGGUCACGGGCGACACCUGGGAGAAGCAGGCCGAGCUGCGCCUGGGAGUCCUCCGGCUCAUCCACGGCUUUGCGGAGGCACACGCCCAGGCCGUGGUGCAUGGGGCCCCCGUGGGGAACCCAACGGCGUCGGCCCAGGGCGCCAUGAAGGGGCUGGCCCGCUCCCUGUCCUACGGCUCCAGGCGCUCGGGGGGGCUGCAUGGGGCCGAGUUCUGGGCAGAGGCUCUGGAGGAGAUCUACAAGGCGCCUGGGGCCAAGCUGCCAGCCCUGCUGCGACUGGUGCUGACGCACGACGCGCGCACGCCUGCUGUGGCCCCCAAUGCCGGCGCUGCCGGUGCGGGGAGGGCAACCUCGCUCGCUUCGACCUCCCCGACCUCCCCACCCCGACCCCUGACCUCACACGUCUCGGUCCAAGCAGCGCCCUCUCAGCCGACUCGGGACGACCUGCCCCCCAUCUACAACCUGGUCCCAGGGUCCUGGUCCCCAGACUUCUCACAGAUGGCUGGCAGCCCGGACGCAGCCCCUGUGCCAAGCUCAAACGGGCACGGCGGUGCGCCAGCCCCGGCGGACGACGUGUUCUCCAGCUUCCAGGGGUCGGGCGAGCUGCGCCGGUCCGUGAGUGGAAAGGAGGACCGGCCCUGGUACCUGCAGCACGUGCCGGCCGGCGUGCCACUGCGCAGCCCGGCGACCCCCACCCCACCCGUCUCGCCCCUGGGCCACCCCAGCUUCUCGGCGGAGGCCUUCGCCGCGCCCCUCGCCUCGGCCGGCUCCCAGGAGGGCCAGAAGUGGGUGUCGCCCACCCAGGCGACCUUCCAGGAUCUCGUGCAAACGUCACUGGGCGAUGCCCUCAGGCCUGCCCCGCCCCCACCCGUGUCCCAGACCGGCGGCGCCGGUCCUGCCUGA